AUGUUUCCCUCAGUACCAUUUGUUGUGGUUGUUAUUCUAACGCUUGCUCACCAAAGUUUAACUACAGAUGUUACGCCCGGUAGUAUCUGUCGUGUCGGUGGUAACUUUGGACAAUGUUUACAUUUUAAGCAUGAUCCAACAUAUCUGUCUCUGUUGCUGAAGAAAACCCGUACGGAAGAGGACGAUUCAUACCUGUUGCGGUAUGUGUGUGAUCGCCGGCAGGGUUUAACCUGCCGCACUGGUUCGGUGAACGAGGAGACUUGCGGGAUGCAGAUGGAAAAUCGCAUCGUCGGUGGACAUGUAACGUCUAUCGAUCAGUACCCCUGGAUGGCAUUGCUUCAGUACUACAACCAUCGAAAGGGAACGAAACGGUUCGGCUGCGGUGGAGCCCUACUCAAUCGUAAAUUUGUCCUAUCGGCGGCACACUGCUUCUCGCGGCUUCCAGCUGGACUUGAGCUACAUAAAGUUCGACUAGGUGAGUGGGACACCGAGUCCGAUGUUGAUUGUGAAGAUCUGGAUGAUGAACUAUCCUGUGCCGCACCGGUCCAAGAUUUUGGCUACACAAGAAUAAUCAUUCACGAGGAUUACAACGGCAAUCAUGCUGAUCGUGCGAACGAUAUUGCACUGAUCGAGCUAGCCGGACAGGCUGAGUACAACGAGUUCGUAAAGCCUAUCUGCCUCCCGGAGCCUGGUACACCGAACAAGGAGAAGCUGUACUUUGGCAGCAUGUGGGCUGCAGGAUGGGGCCGAACGGAAACAGCAUCUGGAAGUCGCUUUAAAAUGUUCGUACCACUCGAUCAGUUCGAUCUGCAAAACUGCAACGAGACGUACCAAAGGCGUGUGAAGGUCCCGCUCACGGAUUCCCAAUUCUGCGCCCUGGGAACUCCGGGCAAAGAUACCUGCAAUGGAGAUUCUGGUGGACCACUGAUGAAGCCAAUCAAAUCGCUAUACUACGUCGUGGGGAUUGUUAGUUUUGGGCCGCAAAAGUGUGGUAGCGGCAUACCGGCCGUCUAUACCAGGGUCGAUAAGUUCUACGAUUGGAUCGUGGGUCAUAUGGUGGAGUUUGAAAAUUAA
This is a messenger RNA of Anopheles marshallii, 1074 nucleotides long. Its product is annotated as CLIP domain-containing serine protease B4-like. Gene Ontology annotation, molecular function: serine-type endopeptidase activity. The record is from RefSeq and is a predicted model, not a curated record. Gene Ontology annotation, biological process: proteolysis. The transcript is spliced from 4 exons. Bases 1 to 1074 code for a protein of 357 amino acids. NCBI's taxonomy places the organism in Eukaryota, Metazoa, Arthropoda, Insecta, Diptera, Culicidae.